Molecule: messenger RNA, 902 nt
Organism: Toxorhynchites rutilus septentrionalis
Lineage: Eukaryota; Metazoa; Arthropoda; Insecta; Diptera; Culicidae
Exons: 2
Coding region: 30-665 (211 amino acids)
Source: RefSeq, a predicted model, not a curated record
AGCAGCUAUAAUCAUCACCAGAAGCGAAAAUGGAGCGAGGACAAGUUAAAUCAAGAAUUCCAACAGGAUCAAGGAUUCCCAGAAGCUCAUGGGCCAGUCAGGAGACUGGAGUUAGGCCGGAAAAACAUCGUUCUUCAAACAAAGGUCUUGAGAAUGCAAGCGAAAUAUGGUUUUUGAACUACAAUGACCCGAACGUUGAGAGGAUUGAGGACGAAACUCCGCCGAUGCUGGUACCUAGUGAUAUCCAGCUAUCGUAUGGGGAUUUCAUUGAUUCGAAUACAGAGUGGAUCGAGGAUAUAACUCCGCCGCAGCUCGUUCCUAGUGAUAUCCAGGUAUGGUUUGGGAAUUUAAUUGAUUCGAAUGCAGAGUUGAUCGAGGAUAUAACUCCGCCGCAGCUCGUUCCCAGUGACACACAUCUGGAGGAUGACAUCGAUGAUGUGUGUGACUGGGAACCAGGAGAUAUUUCAGAGAUCAAUUAUGCAAUUUUUAAGCGGAUAAAAGCUGAGAGAGAUCUCUGCAAAAUGAAGGCGGAGAACGAAAAACUUCAGCAGGAAAAUCAGCGACUGAAGGCAAAAACAGGCGUAAGCCUAAUAAGUCGAUGCUGCUUCCGGUUCCUACUGUUCAUGGUGGGCGAGGUGGCGGAAUCGAUUUUCAGCUCAUUUUAAAUUAAUCGUAUGAACUAAAUGUGGUGGUGGAUGUUUGUGUGUGUUAUGUUUGGCUUUCUUCUUGUUGCAAGUUGUUAUUUUGUUUUGUUCUGUUUUCGUUAUACCAUUCUAUGUAGCAAAUUUUACUUCAGCUUUUGUUAUACGUUUAGUUGAUUUUUAUGCGUUUGUUUUCAUGUUCAUAUUUAUGUUUUGUUUUCAUGUUAGCAUUUUUGUUGUUAUGCUAUUUGCAUUGGGUUU